Molecule: messenger RNA, 770 nt
Organism: Aspergillus sclerotioniger CBS 115572
Lineage: Eukaryota; Fungi; Ascomycota; Eurotiomycetes; Eurotiales; Aspergillaceae
Exons: 2
Coding region: 177-722 (181 amino acids)
Source: RefSeq, a predicted model, not a curated record
GGUAGGAGCUAGAAAGCGUAGAGGCAUGGUCAAUCACCGAGAAAACACAAAAUGCGAAACGGGAGAUUCUGGGGAAGCGAGUGUACUUACGCGGUAGGGACGGCACAGGAGGGAUCUCCUGCUCCCCCUUAGCGUAAGAUUUCGACAAUUGCGGGUCCGACGCAUGACGAAGCCUCAUGAAGCUGAAACGGUUUAUGCGCCAAUUUGGGCCACUCCCUGGCAACAGCGAGGGGGGAGCGUGGAGCGGACUCGGAGUGUCUGGGGGCAAGGGCGGUCGUGGAGAGCGUUGGACGAGGCAGCUGUUCGCUAUGACGGGACUGCGGUGGAUCAAACAGAUAGCUCCGUCUUUUGGCUUCGUUAUCGGAGGUGCCGAGGCGCAGUGCUUUCCAAUGCAUGGUGACGACGUUUCCAGGAAUAGUCUUUAUGUAAUCCUGCAGCGCAGCGUGCUUGAGCAACCCAUCCGAUGCUGCGCGAUUAUAGUUGGCGAUCGUCCCACUGCGAGAGGUAUAUCAAGGCUUCAGUCGGAUUUGCGAUCACGGCUUUGGCGACAGCAACGUCUAGGGAUUUUGAGCAAAGAGGUCACCGUUGAACAGGCCAAUUUGCAUCGCGAACCAGCCGAAGGGGAAAGGCAGGGCAAGUUGGCAGCGCAAGGAGGUGGGGGCAAGAUCGCUGGGCGGAGGAGCGCGGUCGUAAAAAGGGGGGGGGAAAGGAGGUGGAGGUAGUCAAUUCCCGACGCGAAAAUUUGGUGGUGCGAAAGAAUUGUAGAGAUC